Molecule: messenger RNA, 2064 nt
Organism: Parastagonospora nodorum SN15
Lineage: Eukaryota; Fungi; Ascomycota; Dothideomycetes; Pleosporales; Phaeosphaeriaceae
Exons: 1
Coding region: 1-2064 (687 amino acids)
Biological process (GO): maturation of SSU-rRNA from tricistronic rRNA transcript (SSU-rRNA, 5.8S rRNA, LSU-rRNA)
Cellular component (GO): small-subunit processome; nucleolus
Molecular function (GO): rRNA binding; U3 snoRNA binding
Source: RefSeq, a predicted model, not a curated record
AUGCAACACGCGCCCGAGCCUGGAGAAAGUCAGUCCGAAGACUCAGACGACUCUGUAUCCGACAAUGACGACGACGAAGAGGAUGCGCAACCCACCUCAAAUGCCUACGCUGCCCUGCUGCAGUCCCUUUCCACUGUCGCGAAGCAGAAUGAGCAUCAAGAGACACACCGGCGCAAGAAGCGCAAGCUGGCUGGGGAGGACCUUCAAGUUGCCGAAGAGCCACAGCAAAAGAUAAACAGAAACAUGUCCAAUCUGACAGAAGACGAGCCUGACGCCGUGUUUGACGGCGACGCCUUGGACGAGGAUCCACAGGAGGAUGCUGCAAGCGACGACGGAGUACAAAUAAGAGAUGCAGUCGAGGAAACGCAGGACGGCUUUGAGAGCUUUGAGGUCCAUUUUGCGAAUCCAGACGAGAACGAUCUAGCGAUGCGGUUGCGGAGAAUAUCGGAAAAUCAAUGGUCGGCCAAGAAGCUGCAUGCUGCUGGAGGGAGGGCACUGCUCCAAGUGCCCUGCGCAGAUAACACAGCCUUCGACACGCGGAAGCUCAGGAGCACACGGGACGUGCAGCUGAAGGCACGACUCGCCGAGAACGCGCAGAAAGUAGUCGGUCAAUUCAACGACGGUCACGAACAGGUCAUCAUGCCUUCCAUCUUCGGAUAUCAAGACGUUUUGUUUGCAGCAAGGACCGUACACAAUGCUGCGCGAAUGCGCGACAUCACCUGCUUGCACGCGCUCAACCACAUCCUCAUAGGCCGCGACCGAGUCUUGAAGAACAACGCAAAGCUCGCUGCCGCAAAUGACGGCGAUGAUGUAGAGUAUCGCGAUCAGGGUUUCACGCGGCCAAAGGUUCUUUUUUUACUCGAGACCAAGCAAGCCUGCGUCCGCGUUGUAGACUCCAUCACCAGACUCUUCACUUUUGAGCAACAAGAAAACAAGAAGCGCUUCCUUGACCAGUUUCACAGACCCGACCAGGCAUUCUCCGACGAUAAGCCCGCAGAUUUCCGCGAGCUCUUCGAAGGCAACGAUGAGAAUGAGUUCCGUGUCGGCGUGAAGUUGACACGCAAAACGCUCAAGUUUUACUCCACCUUCUACAAUUCGGAUAUCAUCUUCGCCUCUCCCCUUGGUCUCCGCCGCGCCAUCGAAACGGGUGACCCCAAAAAGCGAAGUGGCGACUACGACUUCUUGUCAUCCAUCGAGAUGGUCAUCAUGGAACAAGCCGACGCAAACCUCAUGCAGAACUGGGAGCACGCCGAGUUCGUCUUUGAGCACCUCAACCUCCAGCCCAAAGAAUCUCACGGUUGUGACUUUUCCCGCGUCCGGCCGUGGUACCUCGACGACAACGCCAAGCAUGUUCGACAAACCAUUGUCAUGUCUGCAUUCCUGACACCAAAGAUCAAUACUCUAUGGAACAAACACAUGCGCAACUUCUUUGGUCGACUGAAGUACACCCCAGAUUACUCCGCUGGUGUCAUCGAGUCUCUCUCACACGGUAUCAAAGGCAUCAAACAGACUUUUUGGCGCUUUGAGUCACCAUCUCACCUUACCGACCCAGAUGCCCGCUUCAAGUAUUUCAGCAGCACGAUAUUGCCUUCAAUUCUACGUACCCCCAAGCCGGCGGAGGGUGGACCAGGAAUCCUGAUGUUUGUACCAAGUUAUCUUGACUUCACACGGCUCCGCAACUCUCUCGUCGAUGUCAACAUUUCAUAUGCUUUGAUCAGCGAGUAUACAGACAUGACCGACGUCAGAAAAGCCCGUUCGCAUUUCAUGAAUGGCAAGCACUCACUGCUCUUAUAUAGUGGCCGCGCACACCAUUUUCAUCGCUUCAAUAUCCGCGGCGUGAAACGCGUUGUCUUCUACGGAGUUCCGGAGAAUCCAAUCUUCUAUGAAGAGCUGGUUAGUAUGGUGGGUAAGAGUGUAGAGAGGGGCGAAACGAGUAGAGCAGAGGCUAGUAUAAGGGUCAUGUUCAGUAAGUGGGAGAGGAUGGAGUUGGAGAGGAUUGUGGGCACGAAGAGGUUGAGCAGGAUGGUGGGGGAUAAGGGCGACGUCUUUGACUUCGUGUACUAG